GCCUUGCAAAAUCUGAGGUCAAUUUCAGGUCGCUAAUGCAUUAUUUAGUGGAGGCAGAAAGCUGCUUACUGAUAAGCCUCCAGAACAUGAUUCAGAGAGAAAUUAGUCUCACAUUAAUUAGCCAUUUACUGUUUAACGAUAAAUAGCCAUUAUCAGCAGAAUACCUUCAACCGGUUUCAGAAAUUUAGAGAAUAUUUUGUGAUAUUUCAGUGAAAAUUGAGAAUAUUAAUUAAAUAAAAUGGUUCAUAGUUGUUGUGCAGUUGGAUGUUCAAAUAGACAAAGCACAGAAAAAAAUAUAUCAUUACAUAGAUUUCCUAAAUAUCCAUUGUGGAGAAGGGAAGCAUGGAUAAAAGCUUUAAAAAGAUUAGAAAUUGGCAGUACACCGGGAAAACAAAAGCCCUGGCAACCUACAAAUAGUUCUCGUGUAUGCAGUAUGCAUUUUAUAACGGGAAAGCCAUGUGAGGAAAUAACUCAUCCCGAUUUCAUACCUAAUCAGAAUUUAGGUGGAAAGAAUGGAAAUAGCAGAACAAAUAUUACUACAAUGGAAAGAUUCAAAAGAUCAAAGAAAAGACAGAAAACAGGAAUGUCUCAUGAUGAAACUGUUUCCAUACCUGAGCAUCAGUCCCAGGAGCCUGAUUUGGACAUAAACAUUGGCAUUCAGUGUGAUUUGCUUACUGACGGACAAACAUCCAUGGUCACAGAGCUUGAAAAGAAACUUAAAAAGGGAACAAAAGCAAAUGAAUGUCUUGAGAAGAAAUCAUAUCUGCAGGAACAGAGAAUUAGUAAAUUAAAACUGUCUUUUUCUAGCGGUGUGUACCAAUUAUUGACUGCUUUGAGAUCUUCAUUAAACGCCCGAAGAACCUUACUGCCCGAGCUCAAACUUGGAGUAAUUACAAACAUAACAAUAUUGUAAAGUAUCUGAUAUCUAAAUCGCCAUCAGGAGCGAUAAAUUUUCUCUCAUCUGGUUGGGAUGGAAGAGUAUCAGAUAAGGAAAUUACAUUAAAAUCUGGGUUUAUGGAAAAUCUUAUGCACGGAGAUGAAGUUUUGGCUGAUAGAGGGUUUCUUCUGUCAGAGGAAAUGGCAUCACAGGGUGUGGUGUUAAGAAUUCCGUCCUUUACAAAGGGUAAGAAACAGCUGAGCGGAAAAGACGUCGAAACAUCGAGAAAACUUUCUCAUGUUAGAAUACAUGUAGAGAGGGUGAUAGGUCGAAUGAGAACUUUUCUCAAUCUUGAGUCCAACAUACCUCUUUGCCAAGUGCAUCUACUGGAUGACAUAGUAACCAUUAUAGGGACUUUAAAUAACUUACUCCCCCCAAUUGUCAAAGGCUAGUUUGAAGCAAUAUUGUAUA
Ruditapes philippinarum (Manila clam) is the source of this 1348-nucleotide messenger RNA. RefSeq names its product THAP domain-containing protein 1-like. Gene Ontology annotation, molecular function: sequence-specific DNA binding. NCBI's taxonomy places the organism in Eukaryota, Metazoa, Mollusca, Bivalvia, Venerida, Veneridae. The coding region runs from base 239 to 913 and encodes 224 amino acids. The transcript has 3 exons. The record is from RefSeq and is a predicted model, not a curated record.